This is a messenger RNA of Xenopus tropicalis (tropical clawed frog), 2173 nucleotides long. It is a transcript of the gene lmod2, whose product is annotated as leiomodin 2. The record is from RefSeq and is marked provisional. Gene Ontology annotation, molecular function: actin binding; tropomyosin binding. Gene Ontology annotation, cellular component: cytoskeleton; M band. Lineage: Eukaryota; Metazoa; Chordata; Amphibia; Anura; Pipidae. Gene Ontology annotation, biological process: supramolecular fiber organization; pointed-end actin filament capping; actin cytoskeleton organization.
GUCAGGUCUGGUUUUUCCAGAACCUUGAACUGUAUAAGGGACCAUGUCUUCUUUUGGAUACCGCAGAGAAAUCAGUAAAUAUGAAGAUAUUGAUGAAGACGAGCUACUGGCCUCAUUAACGGCAGAGGAGUUGCAGGAAUUAGAGAGGGAGCUGGAGGAUAUUGAGCCGAACCGGAACCUCCCUGUCGGAAUGAGGCAAAAAAGUCUAACGGAAAAAUCUCCAACAGCGAAUUUUAGCAGAGAAGCACUAAUGGCUUAUUGGGAAAAGGAGACCAAAAAGUUAAUGGAGAAGGAGCAGCUUGGUGCAUGUGAUAAGAAUUAUAAGGAGGAAGAAGAUGGAAGUGAUGAAGAGGAUUUUGUAGGAACCAACAGUGAGGUUUCUGAAGAGAUUUACACAGAAGAGGAAGAAGAGGAUGAAGACGAAGAAGAGGAGGAGGUGGAAACAGAAAGUGAUGAAGAAGAAGGUAACCAGGAAGAAGAUAAGGAUACUAUCUGUGGUAUCGCUGACAACACUGAAGCUACAAAAAGUUCUGAUAACAUCCCAACAAUAAAAAUCAAUGGACUGAGUGAUAAUAAAACAUUGUCCAAUGGUUACAAUGGCAUUGGUGCAAAAUACAGCAAACAAGCCAAUGAGCUUUCAGUCAAUAAAGCAUCUUCUGGCCUUGCUGGCUCCAAUCCAACAGUUAUAGAUGAUGCUCUAGAAAAUAUAAAAAACAAUGACCCAGACACUUUGGAAGUCAAUCUAAAUAACAUAGAGAACAUCACACCAGAAACACUUAUAUCCUUUGCACUUGCCCUAAAAGAAAACACAAAUGUUAAAGUAUUUAGCUUGGCUAACACUCAUGCUGAUGACAACGUUGCAAUGGCAAUUUCUAAUAUGCUUCGUGUCAAUCAAAAUAUUACAAGUCUAAAUAUAGAAUCUAACUUCAUCACAGGAAAAGGCAUACUAGCUAUUAUGAGGGCUUUGCAGUACAGCAAUAAAGUGCUGACAGAACUGAGAUUCCAUAAUCAGAGACAUAUUAUGGGAAGUCAGGUGGAGAUGGAAAUAGCAAAAUUGCUCAAAGACAAUACUAGCAUUAUAAAAUUAGGAUAUCAUUUUGAGCUGCCAGGACCACGUAUGUCCAUGACAAGUAUUCUGACCAGAAAUAUGGAUAAACAAAGACAGAGAAGAAUGCAGGAGCAAAAAGAAUCUGGUUAUGAUCCCACAACUAACCUCACAACCAAAACUCUGCAAAGAGGAACACCAGGGGCCUCACCAUAUUCUUCCCCUAGAGGUUCACCAUGGUCAUCUCCAAAAAUAACUAGAAAGGUUCAGCCUGGAAACACAUCAACACCUUCACCUCCACCCCCUCCACCACCCCCACCCCCACCCCCUCCUCCUCCUUCAAUUCUUCCAACACUUCAGCAAGAGAAGAAAGUUCCCACCAGAAAUAUUGCAGAAGUUAUCAAACAACAUGAAUUAUCUGCAAAAAAACAGCAGAAUGGGCAUAAAAAAACAAAAGGGAAAAAAAGUAAAAAGGAACAAAAUAAUAUUUUGAAAGAGAUAAAAAAUUCUUUAAGAUCAAUCUCUGAAAUGAAAACAGAAGAGGUGUCCAGGCCCUCAACACCCCAGAGAUCUCUGCAUGAUAAUCUUAUGGAUGCUAUUAAAGGGAGCAGCAUAAAACAACUGAAGAAGGUGGAAGUUCCCAAAUCCCUUCAAUAAGUUCCAAAUGCUACAAGAAAACAAAUCAACUGAACGCUGUUGCAGAGAAUCUUUUUUUCCCAUUAAGCAUAUCUACUCUGGCUAAAUGAAUUUUGGGGUUUAACACAGAUAUUUUAGUACAGCACAUGUUUGUAAAUAUGGAGUACACUUUUUUAACAGAUAUAUUUUCCCUUUUUUUGUGUACUAUAAAAUUGUUUUUUUAUGUAUGUGAAGUAAUUGUCGCAAGAUUUUUUUGCACUAAAAAAUUUGUUUCCAUGUUUUUUUUUUUAAAUUUGAUUUAUGAGAAUACUAAGGAUGAAUACAAAAUGUGUUUUGUUUUGUUUCCUUCGUUUUUUGAAAACAGAAAACAUGUAACAGUACGACGUUCCAUAAAAAAAGCAUUUCUUGCUUAUAUGUCUCAAAUCAUUUAUGCGUAGCAUUUUUGUUGCAAAUAAGUUUUUUUUACUAAACGAAUUAAAGAAAUUAAAGUAA